Nematostella vectensis (starlet sea anemone) is the source of this 1605-nucleotide messenger RNA. RefSeq names its product circumsporozoite protein. Lineage: Eukaryota; Metazoa; Cnidaria; Anthozoa; Actiniaria; Edwardsiidae. The transcript has 6 exons. Bases 123 to 1295 code for a protein of 390 amino acids. The record is from RefSeq and is a predicted model, not a curated record. Gene Ontology annotation, cellular component: extracellular region.
UCAUACGAAACUAGUCUGUGAUCAUCCAAAAAGCACGCUGAACCUUGUCAUCGUCGAACCAAAAACCUGGUUAGAAUGUAGAAACCCUUUUCCACUUUAACCGUGGAACAUCACGACGACCAAUGAUGUCCCGCCGAGCGGUUUGGCUUGUGUUAGCUUGUUGCGUUCUUCUGUCUGCAAAGGCAUCUCAGAAUAUCAACAAGCGUCGAUUGGGCUCUAAUCAGGAGCAUUACAACGUGCUCCGUCGAAUAGCCACUCCAGCGGAUUCCGCAACUAAAAGAAGCGAGGGAGUUGCUAGGCAACCAGUUGUUGGAAUCUUCAAGAUUAACGACGGCGGUGUAGUAGGCGCUGGAGUUUAUGAAGUUGGAAAAGAUGGCAAGGUGGACAUCGACCUAAAGAUAAGGAUCACACCGCCAGGUUCCGGGGGUGGGGGAGGAGAAGGCAGUACCCCUACCAUGGCACCAGGAGGGGGCGGUGGUUCCCCUACCAAGGCACCAGGAGGAGGCGGUGGUUCCCCUACCAAGGCACCAGGAGGGGGUGGUGGUUCCCCUACCGAGGCACCAGGAGGGGGCGGUGGUUCUCCUACCGAGGCACCAGGAGGGGGCGGUGGUUCCCCUACCAAGGCACCAGGAGGGGGCGGUGGUUCCCCUACCAAGGCACCAGGAGGAGGCGGUGGUUCCCCUACCGAGGCACCAGGAGGAGGCGGUGGUUCCCCUACCGAGGCACCAGGAGGAGGCGGUAGCACACCUACAAAGGGAGAAGGAAGUACCAGCCCUACACCAGGAGGUGGUAAGGAAGGUGCUGAAGACCAAAUCGCGUUGUCUAUCCACAACAAGUUCCGCAAAGUGCAUAACUCGCCGCCCAUGACCCUCAAUGCAGAAAUGUCCAAAUCUGCAAAAGAAUACGCCGAGAAAAUUGCAAAAUCGGGAAAAUUUACGCACUCCUCCAAGGAGGAGCGUGAUGGAGUUGGCGAGAACCUGUCUAUGGGAUGCUCUUCAAAAAAGGGACAGACUCCAGAAGAAGCCGUUACUAACUGGUAUAAUGAGGUUUGUAAUCCCGGCUACACGUUUGGCGGGGGAGGUGGUGGCAGCGGCACUGGUCACUUUACGCAGGUUGUCUGGAAGGAAAGCACGGAGCUCGGGUUUGGCUCAGCCUCCGCUGAAGAGGAUAAGAUGAAAUGCACAUACUACGUCGGGAGAUACAAAAAAGCUGGAAACAUGAUCGGAGAUUUCGAUAAAAAUGUCGAGCAAGGCAGCUUCGAUAAGCAAUCUUACUGCUCAAAAGUGAGCAAAUAAAAAGGUUUUUAAACAAUAAUUUGCUACAUUAAUAGCAAAUAAAAUAGAAUAUUUCCUUAAGAAUCUUCUUAAAUAAGUAAAAAAAUGAUAAAUAAACGAAUGAUAAAUAAGUUCAUUUUUCGACGGAAGUUAUUUUUGUAGUCGGAUAAACCUCUUACUAAAAACUCCCCUACUACCCUUCCCUAGCGACAAAAUGUUCAACGGGUAAACAUGGCGGAUUCGGGUUGUCUUGUCAGCGAAAGCUCCGAAAAACUGUCAAAUUCUCCCUCUUUAAAAAGAAGCAAGCAACUAAAAGCACACAAAUCACAAA